Messenger RNA from Diplodia corticola, 1122 nucleotides. RefSeq lists its product as uncharacterized. NCBI's taxonomy places the organism in Eukaryota, Fungi, Ascomycota, Dothideomycetes, Botryosphaeriales, Botryosphaeriaceae. Bases 1 to 1122 code for a protein of 373 amino acids. The record is from RefSeq and is a predicted model, not a curated record. The transcript has 3 exons.
AUGGCUUUCGACAUUGCCGGCGGACGUGGCAACUCCAUGUACAUCCUGGGCGGCUUCGGCCUCGUCCUGGUGUGGUCCACCCUGUCGCUGCGCAUCUACGUGCGCGCCCACAUGCUGCGCCAGUGGGGAUGGGACGACUGGAUGAUGGCCUUCGCCGUCGUCUCCUUCAGCAUCAUGGCCGCAGGCAUGUUCCUGCUGGCCAAGAACUCGUUCGGCAGCCCGGCCUACACGCUCCCAGUAGACACCUUGGUCCAACUCUACCAAAUGGUCAUCUUCGCAGAGGAAGGCUACGUCGCCACGGCCAUGUUCUUCCGCCUGUCCGUGUGCUGUUUCUACCUCCGCCUCACCCCAGUCAUGUGGCACAUCUGGACCAUCCGAGUCAUGAUGGGCGUCACCACCACCUACUCGAUUGCCUACUUCUUCGUGCUCCUCAACCAAUGCACCCCCAUCUCCUACUACUGGACCCACUUCCUGGGCAACACCCACGGCACCUGUCUCAGCGAUAGCGUCAUCAUCGGCACAACCUUUGUGCAUACCAUCGUCUCCAUUGCCGCCGACUGGACUCUUAAUAGCAUCCCCCUCUUCAUAAUCAUUCCCAGCACCACCAUGAACCGGCGCACCAAAUACAGCGCCAUGGCCCUCCUCGGACUGGGCGCAUUUGCCAGCAGCGGCAUAGUCGUCCGCCUCAUCGCUCUCUUCACCAUCAGGCCGUCCAACAGCGCCGUGCCGCUCUCCCCGCCCGUUGCAUUCUGGUCCGCCCUCGAAGCCACCAUCGGCAUGACGGCCGCCAAUCUGGCCACCUACCGGCCCUUCCUCCGCUCGCUCGCCAAGUCGAUCCGGAGCGGGCCCGACAGCAACGUCUCGCCACGGCAAAACUCCAUCAUAAACCUCAGCAAGAUCCGGUGGCCGCGGAGCCGGGCCGGCCGCGGACGAGCAGCAUCCGGCUACAUCCGCAGCGGGGACGACCAUGAGCUGGCCGGCAUCGAUGAGCAGUGGGAGCGGGAGUUGGAGCUGCAGGGUCGAAUCACGGGCGGCACCUCGGUGGAUGACAAGGCCCCUCCGCAUAUAGUGAGGGUGGGGAGCGAGGAUGCGUUGCGGCAGGAUUCCUCGCAGGCCGUGUAG